AUGGUUGUGGCAUCGGUUACCGCUACAGCCCGGUUAAAGAAGGACUAUGCAAGGCUGUUGAAGGAACCGGUGCCAUACGUACGUGCAGCACCAUUACAGGAAAAUAUCCUUGAAUGGCAUUACAUAAUAUAUGGUGCGCCGAAUACUCCGUACGACGGGGGUGUCUAUCACGGUAAAUUAGUCUUCCCAAGUGAUUUUCCCUUCAAGCCGCCAUCAAUUUAUAUGAUAACGCCAAGCGGUCGUUUCCAAGUAAACACCAGAUUAUGUUUAUCGAUUUCUGAUUUUCAUCCAGACACAUGGAAUCCGGCAUGGACGGUGUCAACAAUUAUUACUGGUCUUCUAUCUUUUAUGAAUGAUACGGCGCCCACACUAGGUAGCAUUACGUCAUCUGAUGCAGAGAAGAAAAUAUUGGCACGACGUAGUAAGGCUUUUAAUUUGAAGGUAAGUUGA
Cooperia oncophora is the source of this 450-nucleotide messenger RNA. The record is from the annotation of a GenBank genome assembly. NCBI's taxonomy places the organism in Eukaryota, Metazoa, Nematoda, Chromadorea, Rhabditida, Trichostrongylidae.